AUGCCGGCACAUGGCGGGCAAUAUCUGCGACAUGUUCGAGAGACAACUCCAGAUGAUGCUGAAGACGAGCACGGGACUGCUGGCAUCUGCACGAGAGAUGGAGACAUUACUGAAAAUGGCCAUCUUAGAGAAUUCUUGAGUGAGCAGGCUAAAAAUAGUUACAGUCACAAUCGUGAUAAUGUGGAACCUUCAAAAGUAGAAGAAGAUCCUCCACGUUUGACGAUAAACAUGAUUUUUGGGGGAAACGAGAUUAAUGGUGUGACUUUUUCAGCGGUAAAGAAGAUGAAGGUGUCAGCAACCCACUGUAAGAGACUCGGGGAAGUCACUGAGGAUGACAUUACUUUUAUGAAUGAAGACGCAGAUGGACUAUUGCUGCCGCACAACGAUGCCUUGGUAAUCUCUUUAAAUGUCUUAGAUUUUAAAACUAAAGGUGUUUUGGUGGACCCAAGAAGUUCGACCAAUAUUUUCCAGUGGAGAGUGAUGGAACAAGAUAAGCUAACAGGAAGUAUCAUUCUAGCCACAAAAUUCCUCGUCGGGUUCUAUCUGGAAAACGUAACAAUCCGAGGAGAGAUCUUGCUGCCCACCAAAGCAGAGGGGGUGAUGAUGACAACCCUUUUCAAGGUAGUCGACGGCGAUAUGGGCUACAAUAUUAUCCUAGGAAAACUAUAG
This is a messenger RNA of Nicotiana tabacum (common tobacco), 669 nucleotides long. NCBI's taxonomy places the organism in Eukaryota, Viridiplantae, Streptophyta, Magnoliopsida, Solanales, Solanaceae. The record is from RefSeq and is a predicted model, not a curated record.